GAUACAAGGAACCUUCGGAGAUCCAAGUCUUCACACUAUUUAAAGUAUGUGCCUACCUCCCAGGUAGGAAAGCACGGCAGAGCAAGACGCAUUCAAGCCACGAACUGGAGGGCUGAGGGCUGACGGCACCGACCAGACGGGGCUUUGGGGCUGACGCGGGGUGCUUGGCAGCCGGAGCCCGAAAGCCGAUUUCGCACCGCAAUGCGCGAAAAAUCCUAGACUACCGAAACCUCCACUCUCUUUGUGUGACAACAAGUUCCCACCGUCAAUUGCCUGCGUUCCCUUGACCCUGGACUCUUUUCAAUCCAGAUAAUCUUUCCGCAAUGUCGCAAGAUAAGCCCCUCCCGUUCGUUUACCAGUUCGCCGCCGGUGCGAUUGCCGGUGUAUCUGAAAUAUGUCUCAUGUACCCCUUGGACGUUGUCAAGACCCGAGUGCAGCUGCAAACUGGCAAGGGUGGAGGCGCCGAUGCUUACACCGGCAUGCUCGAUUGCUUCCGGAAGAUUAUUCGGAAUGAAGGUUUCUCGAGGCUAUACCGUGGCAUUACAGCUCCCAUCCUGAUGGAGGCACCGAAGCGUGCUGUCAAGUUCUCCGCAAACGAUGAAUGGGGCAAAUUCUAUCGGACGGCAUUCGGCCAGGAGAAGAUGAACCAGUCCUUGUCGGUCCUCACCGGAGCUUCUGCCGGUGCCACCGAGGCUUUCGUCGUCGUGCCUUUCGAGCUGGUUAAGAUUCGCCUUCAGGAUAAGGCGUCUGCUGGGAAGUACAGCGGCAUGCUUGAUGUCGUCGCCAAGACCGUUCGCAACGAGGGUAUCUUGGCAAUGUACAAUGGAUUAGAGUCCACCAUGUGGCGGCAUAUCCUGUGGAACGCCGGUUACUUCGGCUGCAUCUUCCAGGUCCGUCAACUACUGCCCAAGGCCGACAACAAGAGCAGCCAGAUGGUCAACGACCUUAUUUCUGGUGGGAUUGGUGGCACGAUCGGCACUGUACUCAACACCCCACUCGACGUCGUCAAGUCCCGAAUUCAGAACUCCCCCAAGGUCGCUGGAGCAACACGUAAAUACAACUGGGCCUUCCCAGCAGUGGCGACCGUCGCUAAGGAGGAGGGUUUUGCCGCCUUGUACAAGGGCUUCCUGCCGAAGGUCCUACGUCUCGGCCCUGGCGGUGGUGUUUUGCUUGUCGUCUUCACAGCCUGUACCGAUUUCUUCCGCAAGAUGAGGGAAGAGCGUUGAAUGGUUGAAUGGUGAGAUCAGUGUUUGUUUACUUGCUUGCUCAGGGGCUUUCUCGAUCACGUGGAUCACCCAUGCAUUCGAUUGGCUUUUCUCACUCGCAUUCUGCGUUGUGCAUUUUCUUGUCUCCCAUUCAUCGUCGAGAUGGGGGUCUUACUUUUUUUUAAGUUUCAAUCUGCCUUGCUAUUACCAUGUAGUAGAGUAUAUAGAGUUGGGUAGAUACCUAGACGGGAGCUAUUUCCCUGUUCUUUGGCUAG
This is a messenger RNA of Phialemonium atrogriseum, 1480 nucleotides long. RefSeq names its product mitochondrial 2-oxodicarboxylate transport protein. The transcript has 7 exons. The record is from RefSeq and is a predicted model, not a curated record. NCBI's taxonomy places the organism in Eukaryota, Fungi, Ascomycota, Sordariomycetes, Cephalothecales, Cephalothecaceae. Gene Ontology annotation, biological process: transmembrane transport. Bases 324 to 1226 code for a protein of 300 amino acids.